This is a messenger RNA of Guillardia theta CCMP2712, 1776 nucleotides long. RefSeq lists its product as hypothetical. The annotation marks the transcript as partial. The transcript is spliced from 2 exons. Gene Ontology annotation, cellular component: transcription factor TFIID complex. Gene Ontology annotation, molecular function: protein binding; RNA polymerase II general transcription initiation factor activity. The record is from RefSeq and is a predicted model, not a curated record. Gene Ontology annotation, biological process: transcription initiation at RNA polymerase II promoter. Lineage: Eukaryota; Cryptophyceae; Pyrenomonadales; Geminigeraceae.
AACGACUUCUGUAUCAGAAAUUAUAUUUUGCAAUGGGGAAUGGAAGACACAAGGGCCUUGAGAUAUGAAGAAUGCUAUGUUGAAUUGAGAGAAUGGAUCUUGAAGUUGUUGGAAGACUUGAAAAAUGAACUGGCUGAGCUUCUUUAUCCCUUGUUUGUACAUUGCUACCUCGAUUUGAUGUCUAAGCAGUAUACGGCAGAAGCAAGAGAUUUGCUUGCGCAUUGCAGACAUGAGCAUGAACCAGAACAUGCCGAGGAAAUCACAUGUCUGGGUAACAUACUGGAUGGAUCAACCUUGGAUACCAAUCCAAUCGCAAUCAAGUAUAUGCAGACUGCAAAGGCCAAGGUCUAUCUGUGUCAUGAAUCAGAUAAGCUGCUUACAGAAUUUCUGCACAAUCGCAGAUUGAACAUUCUUGUUAGACUGAUUAAUCAGUACAUUGAUAUAAUCAUUUAUGGUUCUACAGUCCAUGAUAUCGCACCUCAAAUGAGGUUGAAGCAAUGCGAAGAGGCUGAUUCCGCCAUGAUCGGAGUGAAGAGGAAGCCGUUGAGGUGGGCUGAAGUGGCCGAGGAGAGCAUCGUUCGCAGAGAAUCAAGACGAGCUCGAGCCGCCAUGCAGGAAUCUAGAAGCAACACUGGGGACGCCAUGCAGGAAUCUAGAAGCAACACUGGGGACGCCAUGGAGCAAGAUGAACAAGAGGAUCCUUCAAAGAGUGAGGCCCAAGGUGUUGAAGAAUUACCUCAGUUGAGCGAUGAGAUGGAAGCUCGGAUUUUGUCGGACUUGAAGAAAAGGGUGAAUGUCUCCAAAGGCGCACUGCCUUCAAUCUGCUGCUACACACUAUUCAAUUGCCGUGACGCGCUCACUUGCAUGAAUAUUUCACAUGAUGCUUCAAUAGUCGCUGCUGGGAUGUCAGACUCGCGGAUCAAGGUAUGGAGAGCGGGCACCACGACUGAGAGAGACGUGCAAGACAAGAGUGCAGCAGAUGCGCUGCGCAAUGGUAGUCCCCUUAUGCAAGACUCCGUUCUUGUAGGACACUCGGGACCAAUCUACUCCACGUCGAUCAGUCCCGACAAUCGCUACAUCCUCUCGUGCUCGGAAGACAAAUCAGUCCGGCUCUGGCAAGCGUCUUCGGGUCAAAACCUCGUCACAUACAGGGGUCACAACUUUCCCGUUUGGGACGUCGCGUGGAGUCCUCUGGGACAUUACUUCGCGACAGCAUCACAUGACAGGACCGCGCGCAUUUGGAGCACUGACCACAUCUACCCGUUGAGAAUUCUUGCAGGUCACUUGUCGUCUGUCGAUCACGUUGUCUUCCAUCCCAACUGCAAUUAUGUAGCCACCGGCUCUGUCGACAAGACGUGCAGGCUAUGGGACAUCACGCAUGGCGAGUGCGUUCGGCUCUUCAAGGGUCAUCGAUCGCCUAUCUCCUGCUUGGCCAUCUCCCCGUGCGGGAAGUUGCUGGCCUCUGGCUCAGACAGCGGUGAGCUUCUGGUCUGGGACAUGGCGAGCAGCAAGUGCAUUUUCGAGUUGCCUGGUCACGAAGGAGGCGUCCUGUCGGCAGAGUUUAGCUGUGGGGAAGGGAGCCUCCUCGCUUCUGGAGGUCAGGAUUGUACAGUCCGCCUGUGGGACAUGACGCAGGCGAAUCAGUCCAAGGGUAAGGGUGCGAGUUUGAGAGCGACACUGACUUCCCUCCAAGGCAUGAAGGUGUUGCAUACGAGGUCGACGAGCAUGAUGACCGUCCGCUUCAGUCGGACGAACCUCCUGCUGGUCGGGGGUUCU